CCUUCUCCCUCAACUCGUCUUUCCCACAGUUCCCCCAUCUUGCUCAUUCCUCUCCUCUCCAUCGCUUCAUCAUGUCUUGCUACAAGGGCAAAUACGCCGAUGAGCUAGCUCGCAAUGCUGCCUACAUUGGCACUCCCGGAAAGGGAAUUCUCGCUGCUGACGAGUCCACUGGCACCAUCGGCAAGCGUCUCUCCAGCAUCAACGUUGAGAACAGUGAGGAGAACAGGCGUGCUCUCCGUGAGCUCCUCUUCACUGCUCCUGGUGUCCUCCAGUACCUCAGUGGAGUGAUCCUCUUCGAGGAGACCCUGUACCAGAAGACCAAGUCAGGGAAGCUCUUUGUUGAUGUCAUGAAGGAAGGUGGAGUCCUCCCUGGUAUCAAGGUUGACACCGGCACUGUUGAGCUUGCUGGAACCAACGGUGAGACCACCACCCAGGGACUCGACGGUCUUGCUGCAAGAUGUGCCAAGUACUACCAAGCUGGUGCCCGGUUCGCCAAGUGGCGUGCUGUCCUCAAGAUCGGCACGAACGAGCCGUCCCAGCUGGCCAUCAACGAGAAUGCAAACGGCCUGGCCCGCUACGCCAUCAUCUGCCAGGAGAACGGCCUGGUGCCCAUUGUCGAGCCCGAGAUCCUCGUCGACGGCUCCCACGACAUCAAUAAGUGCGCAGACGUGACCGAGCGCGUCGUCGCUGCCUGCUACAAGGCCCUCAACGAUCACAAGGUCUUCCUCGAGGGCACCCUCCUGAAGCCCAACAUGGUGACUCCCGGAUCAGACGCCAAGAAGGUGUCUCCUGAUGUCAUUGCCGAGUACACUGUCCGUGCCCUCCAGAGGACCAUGCCUCCUGCAGUCCCCGCCGUGGUGUUCCUCUCCGGUGGACAGAGCGAGGAGGAGGCUACCGUGAACCUCAACGCCAUGAACAAGCUCCAGACCAAGAAGCCAUGGACACUGUCCUUCUCUUUCGGACGUGCCCUCCAGCAGAGCACCCUCAAGGCCUGGGCUGGCAAGGAGGAGAACUGGAAGAAGGCGCAGGAUGCUUUGCUCACCAGGUGCAAGGCCAAUUCCGAGGCAGUGCUCGGGAAGUACAAGGGCGAUGCUACCCCUGCUGAGGGCGCUUCGGAGAGCCUGCACGUCAAGGACUACAAGUACUGAGCAGUGGAAAGGUCAGAUCCUUUGGCGGCGUUUAGUUGUUUUCUAGGCUUCGUUUUGUUCCCUCUUUUUUCCUACCGGCAUUUAACAUUUAGGUUUGAAAAAUGGAAGGAACAGAGAAUAAGUGGGGAAGCUUUUUUGUUGAGUGUUUUGAUCACUUUUGGGUCAAUUUCUUCUUCGGCUUAAGGGAAGGCAUAUAUCUGUGUUUGAUAUGUUUUUGCUUCAAAACUUGGUGUCUACAUUUCUGGUUGUAUUUACUAUUGUUCUGCUGACGUUUGAGUUCAAUUAAGUCAGCAUUUUCUUUAACUAAUUGCGUUGUUUGUAUAAUAAUACACUUCCUACCAAGGCUAAGCUUGUAGUGUGUCCUUGGAUUGGAGGUAUAAGCUUUUGUUAAGCUUGGUCGCUCUGGUUACUUGGUAAUGCAGCCAUCUGCGUAAUUGUAG
Messenger RNA from Linum tenue, 1588 nucleotides. Lineage: Eukaryota; Viridiplantae; Streptophyta; Magnoliopsida; Malpighiales; Linaceae. The record is from the annotation of a GenBank genome assembly.